AUGCCGUCCAGAGAAGAUGUUCACUACUUUGGUGCUGGUCCGGCGCCACUGCCCACUCCGGUGCUCGAGGAAGCAUCCAAGGUGAUUCUCAACUACAAUGACUCGGGCAUGGGCAUCGCCGAAAUCUCGCAUCGCAGUGCAGAUGCCAAUGCCAUUCUUGCCAACGCUCAAUCGGGUCUUCGCCAACUGCUCGACAUUCCCGAGUCCGAUGGUCCCGACGGCUACCAAAUCCUCUUCCUCCACGGUGGCGGCAGCGGCGAGUUCAGUGCCGUCGUCUACAAUCUCGUCAGCGUCUGGGUCGCCAAGCAGCUCAAAGCCCUCGGCGGCGAUGAGCAAAAGCUGGCCGACGUGGUGCGAAAAGACCUCAAGUUGGACUAUCUUGUCACGGGAUCUUGGUCUCUCAAAGCCUCCCAAGAAGCGGCCCGUCUGGUCGGCAGCGAGCAUGUCAACAUCGUCGCCGACUCACGCAAGCACCGCGAUGGCAAGUUCGGCCUGAUCCCAGAUCAAUCCACAUGGACUCCAACAUCAUCAGACGCACCUCCCGCCUUCACUUACUACUGUGACAAUGAAACCGUCGACGGAGUGGAAUUCCCCUCCACACCUACGGGCCACAACCUCAUCGCAGACAUGUCCUCCAACUUCCUCUCCCGUGCAGUGGAUGUCAAGAAGCAUGCCGUCAUCUUUGGCGGAGCUCAGAAGAACAUUGGAACCACCGGCAUCACCAUUGCCAUCAUCUCCAACGCACUCCUUCCCCCAAAUGCUGAAUACGCGGAUCCCAAAGUCAUGCGUAAGCUGGGCUUACCCACAGGACCCAUCGUYCUGGACUGGCCGACCAUUGCAAAGAACAACAGUMUUUACAACACGCUCCCCAUCUUCGACGUUUGGAUUGCAGGAAAGGUCAUGGAUCGCCUGCUCGCAAUGCACCCUCAUGCAUCUGGAGCCAGGAUCCUUGGACAGCAGACCGAGAGCGAGAAGAAGGCACAUAUGCUCUACUCUGCCCUGGACAACAACAGCACCGUCUACUCUGUCGUGCCAGACAAGAGUGCUCGUAGCCGAAUGAACAUCUGCUUUAGAGUCAAGGGAGGCGAUGCCGAUGCCGAAAAGGACUUCUUGAAGCGUGCCGAAGCCAAGGGUCUACUGGGUUUGAAGGGCCACCGAAGUGUUGGCGGCAUCAGAAUCAGCAACUACAACGCUGUGACUGUUCCUGCGACGGAGAAAUUGGCGGCAUAUCUGCAGGAGUUUGCCAAAUAG
This is a messenger RNA of Ramularia collo-cygni, 1251 nucleotides long. RefSeq names its product related to 3-phosphoserine aminotransferase. Gene Ontology annotation, biological process: L-serine biosynthetic process. The transcript has a single exon. Gene Ontology annotation, molecular function: O-phospho-L-serine:2-oxoglutarate transaminase activity; pyridoxal phosphate binding. NCBI's taxonomy places the organism in Eukaryota, Fungi, Ascomycota, Dothideomycetes, Mycosphaerellales, Mycosphaerellaceae. The coding region runs from base 1 to 1251 and encodes 416 amino acids. The record is from RefSeq and is a predicted model, not a curated record. Gene Ontology annotation, cellular component: cytoplasm.